Molecule: messenger RNA, 2767 nt
Organism: Mangifera indica (mango)
Lineage: Eukaryota; Viridiplantae; Streptophyta; Magnoliopsida; Sapindales; Anacardiaceae
Exons: 8
Coding region: 1-2667 (888 amino acids)
Molecular function (GO): protein binding
Source: RefSeq, a predicted model, not a curated record
AUGGGACAUGAAAGGACGCUGACGAUGAUUUGGGAUGGACUCGGCGAUGACGACGAAGACGACCGAUUUUUCGAAACUUCUGUCCGAACCUCCAGCGCCGUGCCGCUGGACUUGGCGUCUUCGUGUUCCGACGACGACGAUGAUGAAGAAUUUGAAGAUUCGCGCAUGUCAUUUGCUUCUGUUGUGUCGGCUGUUCAACACCAUCAGAAAUUCGCCAACUCAGCCGCCGCCGCCGCUCCUCCCGGCCUCGACGGGGUGAUGUCACGUGAUUACAACGUGUGGAUGAUGGAGCCGGGCUCCAUAAACGAACGGAGAAAGCGACUUUUUCAAGAUAUGGGAUUGUCCAACGACAAAAAGCUUCUUAGUUUCAAAGAUCCUGUGAAUAAGAAUAACAAGAAUAAUAAAAACGACAAUAAUAGUCAUGGAGAUUCUAAAGCUUCCAGCACUCCACAACAAUCCACCCGCAACGUAACGUUAGUGCUGGAAAAGUCAAGGUCAGACGGCGACAUUAAAGCCUUAAGUUUCGAGAAAAGAAGAAAAGAGGAAUUCAUUGGGGAAAUUUCGAAACAGAGAUUGAGGAGAACGUCAUCUAUGGUUUUAGCGCAAAAUGCGCGGAUAAAUCCGUACGAGGAAUCUCUUAGAGAAGCGAAUAAUGACGGUGGGGCCGCUCGGCGUCGGCCAAUCCGACUUGCCGCAUCGGCGUUGACGUCGGUAUUGUCGAAUAAUAAACUAGGAGGUGUUUUCGUGAUAAAGAAUUUGGAUACAGGCAAAGAGUUUGUUGUUAAUGAGAAUAAUGAGAAGGGAAUGUGGACUAUGCUUAGUGAUUUGCAGACGGGAAAGCAAGUAACAAUGGAGGAAUUCGAGAAAUCGGCGGGGUAUUCACCUGUUGUUAAGGAGCUAUUGAGGAGAGAAAGUGUGUCUAAGAUUUAUGAGAAUUUAUCUAAUAAUGUUAAGAAACUUGGGGCGAAUUCGUAUUUUUCAAAGAGUUUGAGAAUGAGCAAGAGAAGGGGGGCUGCAUUGUUGAAGAAUAUAAAAGGUGUGGCGAAACAACCGAAACAAAGCACUGCUAAUAACUGGGUUAAAGUUAGGCAGACAGGGAAAUCUCAUAAGGAACUGAGUGCUUUGCAUUUAUGUCAAGAAAUUCAAGCGCAUGAGGGGUCUAUUUGGAGCAUUAAGUUCAGUUUAGAUGCGAGGUUUCUGGCUAGUGCAGGGGAAGAUACAGUAAUACAUGUGUGGGAAGCGCAAGAAUGUGAAGUUUUGUCGAUGAAUGAAGGGAAUUUGACCCCAAUUCAUCCCUCAAUGGUUGCUUCACCUGAUAGAUUGGAGGGUUCAGAGAAGAAAAAGAAGGGAUCAAAAGGCAGCCCUUAUUAUGUUCAUGUUCCAGAAACUGUGUUUUCACUUUCAGAGAAACCAGUUUGCACUUUCAGAGGUCAUUUGGAAGAUGUUUUGGACCUCUCCUGGUCCAGGUCUCAGUUACUGCUUUCAUCUUCAAUGGACAAAACUGUUCGGUUGUGGGAUUUGGAAUCCAAGAGCUGUUUAAAGCUGUUUGCUCACAAUGAUUAUGUAACUUGCAUACAGUUCAAUCCUGUAGAUGAGAAUUAUUUUUUAAGUGGCUCCCUUGAUGCCAAGGUUAGAAUAUGGAGCAUUCCUGAACGCCUCGUCGUUGACUGGACAGAUCUUCAUGAGAUGGUCACAGCUGCUUGCUACACCCCGGAUGGCCAGAGUGCACUGAUUGGCUCACAUAAAGGGACUUGUCGUAUGUACAGCAUCGAAGAUAGCAAAUUACAUCAACUAAACCAGACCCAAUUUCGAUCCAAGAAGAAGAAGAAGAAGUCUAAUGCCAAAAAGAUCACUGGUUUUGUGUUUUCUCCAAGCAAUCCGUCUGAAGUCCUUGUUACUUCUGCUGAUUCCCGGAUUCGGAUUUUGGAUGGUUUAGACCUUGUUCAUAAAUUUAGAGGCUUCCGAAAUACAAGCAGCCAAAUUUCAGCUUCCUUCAGUUUAGAUGGAAAAUAUGUGGUAUGUGCAAGUGAAGAUUCUCAAGUGUAUGUUUGGAAGCGGGAUGAACAUCGAAAUAUUGUUACCGGAAAAAGAAAUAAGGCCUCAACAACGUCUCAUGAACACUUUCAGUGCAAAGAUGUUUCAGUAGCAAUCACCUGGCCUGGUAAAGUGAAGGGUGAGCCUCCACCAAUGCCAUCGACUUCGAAAAGGCUUGCAAAACGUUUAGGCCAAGACAACUCUUCUUCUGCUAAUGGAUCACCAACCAGAGAAGAAAUGAAGAAACAUCUGCCACCUCUUCCCAAGAAAAACAACAAAAUGGACCAAGGUUCAGAAGAAGACCCUGCUUUAAUUUCUCGAGACGUGGGCAUUGGCGAGUCAUUCAAUUCGAAUUCUUCCUCAAUAAGUUAUGGUGAUUCACCUUCUAUAUCCGCUAGGCAAGAUGAUCCAUCUUCUCUUACUGCCAGUGCUAGUUCAAAUUCUUCCUCGAUGAGGCGUGGCGAUUCAUCAUUUUCAUCUUGGUCUGCCGCUCGGUCUUGGUUUGAUGCUAACCACUCAAACCUUACAAUCCAAGCAACAGCAUGGGGGUUGGUAAUUGUGACGGCCACGCUAGGAGGUGAAAUCAGGAUUUACCAAAAUUUUGGGUUACCACGUAGGUUAGGCCGCCUCUGAGAUCUUACAUUGGCAAGGAUGGGAACAUGAUUUGUGCCAUCUUCGUUCAAGCAAAGAAAUUUUUAGCAGUUACAGAAAAAAAGUAGGAGUUGAGUCCCAG